Messenger RNA from Merops nubicus (carmine bee-eater), 423 nucleotides. It is a transcript of the gene HDIP1, whose product is annotated as chromosome unknown open reading frame, human C16orf87. The transcript has 4 exons. The annotation marks the transcript as partial. NCBI's taxonomy places the organism in Eukaryota, Metazoa, Chordata, Aves, Coraciiformes, Meropidae. The record is from RefSeq and is a predicted model, not a curated record.
AUGGUCUUAUGCUGGGGAAAUGUACUGCUCCUGACUGCCUGGCUGAUCAGGAGGAGCUGUGGGUGAGGAAAAGGAUUUACAGUACAACACGGUCGCAACAGCUCUAUGUUUCAAACUUUAUUUCUGACAACCGGAUUAAAAAGGUUCCUGUCGCAUGUAAAUCAUGUCCUUGUGGCUACAUAUUUAUUAGUCGAAAACUCUUGCAUGCUAAACGUGCUGAGAGGUCACCACCCAUCACAGAAAACAAGAGUGAGGCCAAAAGGAGACGAACAGAGAGAGUUAAGCGAGAGAAGAUAAAUUCUUCAGUAAGUAAAGACUUAGAAAACCGAAAAAGAUCCAGGUCUAACAGCCAUUCAGAUCAUAGCAGACGAGGAAGAGGAAGACCUAAGAGUGCCUCAGCCAAAAAGCACGAGGAAGACAGAG